CAGGCAGUAGGAGAGUUGCUGGCAGAGGGGACAGACUGUCAUGCUCUCCAUUUCUGACUCUGACUCCAGUCUCUGACCUGUAUAACUUCUUCUCAUAUUCCAUCUAAGGAUUCAGGUAAAACUGAUAGAAAACACAUCAAUGUCUGCAGCCCAGUGACAUUCCUACUCUCCUGGAAAAGAAAUUAGACAGAUUCUGAAUUAAUGAAUGGAAACUAAAUCAUCAACUCUGUAUUGAGAUGAACGUCAAGCUCUGUGAAUGCUGAUGUCUUCAUUGUGAGCUGAGUAUCGGUGGUUUAUUGCUGGUGGCUGUUUCAGAGAUGAGGACUGAAAGAUUGUGGGAAAUUCUGGUUGCGUUCCUAAUUCUCUUACAGCUAUGGAGACAGGUAUCUGCAAUGGAAAUCCCACCUGAUGUGAGACAGCCUCCAAUGAUAAUUAAGCAGAGCGUUCAAGAUCAUAUAGUGGAGCCAACAGACCCCAUUGUUGUGGAGUGUGAGGCCACAGGAAACCCUCCUCCAGUCUUCAUUUGGACACGCAAUGGAGUCUACCUGAAUGUUGCCCGUGACCCUCAGGUCACCAUGAAGAGGCGCUCUGGCACACUGGAGAUAUUUUUUUGGGGCCGUCCAGAAGAUUAUGAGGGCAUAUACCAAUGUACAGCCACUAAUGAGUUUGGAUCAGCUCUAUCCAGUCACAUUCAUUUGCGUGUUUCCAAGGCUCGUACAUGGCUGAAGGAAUAUUUGGAGCCAGUGUCUGUGUUUGUGGGACUUCCUCUGAUUCUAGCCUGUAAUCCUCCAGUGGGUCCACCCAAACCUCAGACUUACUGGAUGAACAGCUCUAUGGUACCAAUUCGCCAGGAUCGUAGAGUAUCGAUGUCAGAGAACGGAGACUUGUACUUCUCCAGUGUCAUAGCUGAUGAUGCGCUAACAAACUAUGUAUGCACAGCUCGCUUCCCCAACUCCAACAUCAUCCAGCAAAAACCUCCCUUAAUUCUUCAGGUGCACACAGCCCGUAUGGCAGCUCAGAUUGCUCCCAAGUUUUUGAAGCCCAGAGGAACAGCCAGCACUCAGAUCGCAAUGCUAGGGGAGGAGCUUAUCUUGGAGUGUUUUGCUUCUGGAGUUCCAGCUCCCACCAUCAAAUGGACUAAAGACUGGGAAAGCUUGUCCAAGGAAGGCAAGAAGCUGGAAAACUUCAAUAAAACUCUACGCAUUAAAAAAAUCUCAAUGGAUGAUAGAGGCGACUACAUCUGUACUGCCGCCAACAGGAUGGGCAGUGUGGACCACAUAAUCACAGUUAAAGUUAAAUCAACCCCAUUUUGGGUCGAGAAACCACAGAGUCUUAUUCUCUCUCGAGAUGAUAGUGGGCAGAUCGUCUGUCAGGCCGAUGGUAUUCCCAGACCUCAGAUACAGUGGCUAGUUAACGGAGAACCUAUUGAGGAUGCUCCUAUGAGUCCUGGCAGACAAGUAUCAGGCGAUACCCUGAUAUUUCGUGGUGUGGUGCCUGAUAGUACAGCUGUGUUCCAGUGCAAUGCUUCCAAUCAAUAUGGCUACAUCCUGGCCAAUGCAUUCCUUGCUGUAAUGGACAUGAAGCCACGAUUACUGGGCAUUAGAGGUGACUUGGUUAAAGUAGUUGAAGGGACUCAGACACUUCUGCACUGCCCAUAUUUUGGAUCACCAAAACCUGUCCUGCGCUGGUCUAAAGCUGGAAUGGUUUUAUAUGAGGGAAGUCGAUAUAGCAUUCUUUCCAAUGGGACACUGGAAAUAAAGAGUACCAAACUCCAGGACCAGGGGACAUAUCACUGCAUUGCUAGCAAUGUCAUUGGACAAGAUGAGAUGGAGACAGAUCUAGAGGUCAAAGAACCCACUACAAUCAUCCGUGCCCCACAUAAUGUUAUUGUGGUUAAAGGGGGCUUAGUACAAUUUGACUGUAAGUUCCAGUCAGAUCCAACCUUGGAGGUAAAGGUCACCUGGCUCAAAGACAACAAAUUUCUGAUCUUUGGAAGAAGAAUGACCAAGGAUGAGGACUCUAUGAGUAUUGCUGACGUGUAUAGGAGAGAUGAGGGGACUUAUACCUGCAGAGUUAAGACUGAAAUCGAAGAAAUCAGUGCAUCAGCCAAACUCACUGUGAUGGAUCGUCCAGACCCACCUACUGAUUUGGAGGUGUCAGAUCCAUCAGAACGAAGUGUUAGACUCACAUGGGUGCCAGGACUGAGCAACCACAGCCCUAUCAAAGAGUAUCUGGUGCAGUACACAGAAGAUCUGCUAGCUGAUUAUUGGCUGGUGGCAAGCGGCUGGAAGAACCUGACCAGUUAUCCUGGCCAGCUGAACUCUGUCAUGUUGAAGCUGAGCCCCUUUGUUGAAUACCAGUUCCGGGUUGUGGCUAUCAAUGCGAUUGGCCCCAGCAAACCCAGCAAACCAUCUGAAUAUUACGAGACUGGUGGAGCUGUACCAGAUGCCAUCCCAAGAAACAUCAAAGGAAUGGGAACUGGAGUGUUCAGAAAUAACAUGGAGAUCAGCUGGGAGCCGUUGGAGUAUAGAGAGUGGAACGGUCCCAAGCUUGGAUACAUGGUGUGGUGGAGAAGACGAGACUCCAGAGAGGAGUGGAAAAAUUACACCACAUACUGGUGGUGCAGUCACAUCAUCUAUGAUACGGACACAUUCACACCCUAUGAAAUUAAAGUCCAAGCCGUCAAUUACUUUGGCCUCGGACCAGAAUCUCCUGUGAUCAUAGGUUACUCAGGAGAGGAUCGUCCCACUGCUGCUCCAACUGAUUUGCAUGUCACAGAUGUCGAGAGCACGACGCUGACAGUCCACUGGCAGCCUGUGCCCCAAGACAGCAUCAUGGGGGAGAUUAAAGAGUACACGGUGUAUUACUGGAGAGAAAGCAGCCGUCUGCCUCAUCACAGUGUCACCACAAGGAUCAAAUCCAAGAGCUUUAAAGCAAAUGGGGCUCGGCUUUCUGGCACCCUAACUGGCCUCAUCCCCUACAGUAACUACAAGAUGUACAUAGUAGUGGCCAACAACCGCUAUGAGGGUCCACCAAGCAACAGGAUUGAGUUCCAAACUCUUGAGGGAGUGCCAUCAGUACCCAGGUCAUUCAGGAUAAUGCAUAGGCAUUAUGACACCAUCUACCUGGACUGGGAGGAACCUGCAGAACCUAAUGGCAUCCUAACUGGAUACAUCCUCAAAUACCAGACAUUGAACGUGUCAGCUGUUGAGAGGAUGGUGGUCGAAGAAAUCCCUCCCAACACCACGCAAUUUUCGCUGCGCCGCUUUGACCGCUACACUCGUUACAAGUUCAGUCUGGCUGCUCAGACAGAGUUGGGAGCGGGAGAGGCAUUCACAGAGGAGUCACCCCAUUUCACAACAGAGGAAUAUACCCGGGAACAAGUGGACAUAGUAACACAGGGAUGGUUCAUCGGGUUGAUGUGUGCCAUUGCACUUUUGGUCCUCAUCAUGCUCACAGUCUUCUUCAUUAAAAAAACACGUGGAGGAAAAUACCCAGUGAGAGACAAGCAGAAUUUUGCACUUGACUCAGUGGAUGAGAAGGAAGAGGGGUCUUUUGAAUACAGGUCUCUUGAAAGGAUAACACGUGCACCCACUCUACCCUACUCCAGGCGAGAGGAGGAAAGUCGUCAGGGUCGGAUUCAGGGACACAUGAAAAAGAUGACAAACAGUGAUGACAGCCUGAUGGAAUAUACCGAAGGUGAUGAGAUCGAGUUCAAUGAAGAUGGAUCUUUCAUUGGUGAAUAUACCGGCACCAGUAAGAGAGACAGAAACUCUUUUGCAUAAAUCACCAACCAUGGUGAAAGUGUGUAAAAAACAUGGUGCAGACUGAUACCUGAGAAACCUUUAAACACUGCUGAGUAUGGAUGGAUGACCACAAUGGCCAAACAGAACUCAUGUGCCAAUGGCCACAUCAUGCGGCAGCCUGAAUUACAGCAGAGGCAUUACACCAUUAGUCAGAAGUAUGGAUGUAAGCUGUGGGUUUUUAACAAUGAUGAGUCAACAAUGAUGUGUGUAUUUAUUAAAGAGAUAUUUAUUUGAUUUGCUGUUUACACUCCACACUUAAUAUAACAUAUAAUAAGGAAAAAGAUUUUGUUUAAAACUUUUCAUUGAUAAUUUGAAGACAGCUAAUUUACCAAGUUCAGUUUCCUCUUAAAGGUGUAUAUGGCUGUUCUACAAUACAUCUCUACAUUUAAAUCUAAAAUGAAAAAAACAAUAUAGAAAUAGCACUUUUUUUUUUAUUAUUUUAUUGUGCCAUUUGAUUUUUUUUUGCAAUUGAUAUUAUAUUGUUAUUAAUCAAUACAAAUCAUUGAUAAUUAAGUGAGUGAGAAUGAUGUCAGAGAUUAUUGAAUAAUUGAAAAUAUAGUACAUACACAGAAAAAGGCAAAAUUACUUUUACAUCAUUCACAUAUCUCUUUUAGGAUCAGCUGCUAUCUUUGCAGAACUAAAUUCUGCCCUCUAAACGAAUCUUUAAACAGUGUUUACUUCCUCUUCCUGUGUCCUGUAUUAAUGGUGUUUCUAAUUAGAACCCAUUUUGGUAGCUGUGGACACUCAAUCUAAAGGAGGAACCCCCUUUUUGAGUUUUUGUUUCGGAAGAACUGUCAUUUUGGUAAUUGUCAGUUUUGUUCUUCUUCUUGUACAUCAAUCAGGUUUGUGAAUGAAAAGAAGCCAGUGACAGCAUGGAAGAUAUACAUGUGUCGUUUGUAUUGUUGAUCAAAUAAAAUCAGUCAACCUCUAGAUCAUGAUUUGGAUUUUGAUAUUAAUAAUUUAUCUGAUCAGUAUAUGACAAUGUAUUUUUAUUUUUAAUAUAAUACUUGCUGGCAUGUUAACUUGAAGUGAGAGACAUCCACAAAGUGAAGUUACUUGUGUAGUUUGCAAAAAAAAAAAAAAUAACUGAAGUGCUAGUGACAUUAUUAUUACUAAUCACUGUCGGUAUUUGGAGACACAGCUACGUAAUGCAGACCCCAGAUAAUAUAACAGUUUUCCUUUAUUUAGUUUGUCAUGUACAGAAUUUGCUUUUUAUGUUUUCAUCUUUGGACAUAUAAUUUGAACUGAAUGGAGUUUUGUUCUGUCUCUACCUCUAAUUACUAGAAAUACUUUAUCAGUGCUCAUAAUACCCAUAUGCCAAGCCAUUCAAUAACUUUUAAUAAAAGCAAACGAUAUAUGUUCAGUUGUGUCCUGUAAACAUACUCUCAUAAAACACCCUAUACGGCGAAUGUAAUUCAG
Messenger RNA from Tachysurus fulvidraco (yellow catfish), 5225 nucleotides. RefSeq names its product neurofascin homolog (chicken) b (gene nfascb). The record is from RefSeq and is a predicted model, not a curated record. Gene Ontology annotation, molecular function: protein binding. Bases 318 to 3785 code for a protein of 1155 amino acids. Lineage: Eukaryota; Metazoa; Chordata; Actinopteri; Siluriformes; Bagridae. The transcript has 28 exons. Gene Ontology annotation, biological process: cell-cell adhesion.